CGCCGCCGCCGCCGCCGCGGGGAUCGUCAGGCCGGAGCCGCGCGGCCGAGCGGGCGGCAGGCGGCGGGGAGGGCUCGGCGGCGGGAGGCUCGCGGCGGUCGGGCCGGCGGGGUCCGCCCGGGCUGGCAGCGUCCCCCGAGCGGCGGGAGGAGGGAGCGGCGCAGACAAAGAGCGGCGCCUGGGCGGGCGCUGAGCGGCCGCCGCCCCGGGACCCGCGCCGCUGCCCUCCGGCCUCGGUGGGCGGCCCACGGCGAGCUCUGCUCCACUCACUUUCCUCUCCUGUGCUGUGCUCCCCACUAGAGGACUGGAAAGUGAAUUCCAGAUUCCCUAUGUUCCUUUUAUACGAGUGAUUGCCCAGAUCAUAAUUCUCUGCUGAGAUUUGGGUUUUUUUUAAAGAAUUUGGAGAAUCCCUGCAGCUUUGUAACUUCAAGUGUGUCACCAGCUGGCAAUUUCACUUUUCAAGGCAUUCUGCAUUUGCCAGUCAUCUCUUACAACUGAGUGCCAAAGAAGGACUCCAUGAAAGAUGACAGAAGAAGUUAUUGUGAUAGCGAAGUGGGACUACACAGCCCAACAGGACCAGGAGCUGGACAUCAAGAAGAACGAGCGCCUAUGGCUGCUGGACGACUCCAAGACGUGGUGGCGGGUGAGGAACGCGGCCAACCGGACGGGCUACGUGCCGUCCAACUACGUGGAGAGGAAGAACAGCCUGAAGAAGGGCUCCCUGGUGAAGAACCUGAAGGACACGCUAGGCCUCGGCAAGACCAAGAGGAAGACGAGCGCGCGGGACGCAUCCCCGACGCCCAGCACGGAUGCCGAGUACCCUGCCAAUGGGGGCGGCGCCGACCGCAUCUAUGACCUCAACAUCCCGGCCUUUGUCAAGUUCGCCUAUGUGGCGGAACGGGAGGACGAGCUGUCCCUGGUGAAGGGGUCGCGCGUCACCGUCAUGGAGAAGUGCAGCGAUGGCUGGUGGCGAGGCAGCUACAAUGGGCAGAUUGGCUGGUUUCCCUCUAACUAUGUCCUAGAGGAGAUGGAUGAAGCGGCUGCCGAGUCUCCCAGCUUCCUGAGCCUGCGGAAAGGUGCCUCCAUGAGCAACGGCCAGGGCGCCCGGGUCCUGCAUGUGGUGCAGACACUGUACCCCUUCAGCUCGGUCACCGAGGAGGAGCUCAAUUUUGAGAAGGGGGAGACCAUGGAGGUGAUUGAGAAGCCCGAGAACGACCCUGAGUGGUGGAAGUGCAAAAACGCCCGGGGGCAGGUCGGCCUGGUCCCCAAAAACUACGUAGUGGUCCUAAGCGACGGGCCUGCCCUACAUCCCUCGCACGCGCCGCAGAUAAGCUACGCGGGCCCUGCGUGCAGCGGGCGCUUCGCGGGCCGAGAGUGGUACUACGGGAACGUGACACGGCACCAGGCCGAGUGCGCCCUCAACGAGCGGGGCGUCGAGGGCGACUUCCUCAUUAGGGACAGCGAGUCUUCGCCCAGUGACUUCUCCGUGUCUCUGAAAGCGUCAGGGAAGAACAAACAUUUCAAGGUGCAGCUCGUGGACAAUGUCUACUGCAUCGGGCAGCGGCGGUUUCACACCAUGGACGAGUUGGUGGAACACUACAAAAAGGCGCCCAUCUUCACCAGUGAGCACGGGGAGAAGCUCUACCUCGUCCGAGCGCUGCAGUGACGCCCACAGCCCCUGCCACCUCCAGGCCCUUGGUGCCACACUCACCUCCCCGGAGCCGGGCGCGUCGCCCCCGGAAGAGGCCGCGCUCACGGGCCCUCCUGCAGCGGGCUCCGCUCUGUCCGGUGGUUCAUUGGUCCUUGGCUUCCUUGGCCUCGUUUACCUUUGCGUGCAGGUCGGUCUGUUUUUCCGCUCGCCUCCCCUCUGCCAGGCCAGGCCGUGGUACCCACUUGCCGGCCUGCCCUCCUCCGGCCAGGUUUCAAACGGGAGGUGCAAGAGGGGGCUGUUCGAUCACAACACUCCUGCUCAACUGAAAACAGCCUUAGUCUGUUCAGAUGGUUCGCGCUAACAGAAGCCCUCCUUAAGCAGACAUCAGGCACGGUUUGAACGCACUGAAGCUGCCGUUAAGUGAACUACAGUACAACUCAGAAAGCAGGGCGGGGGCUCCUGCAGAGGGCCCUGGCCCUGGGCCUGGCAGCCGUGCCUCCAUGCCCUUUGCCCUCGCGUGGCUCCCAGACUGUCCAGGGAGUGGACACGCCUUGCUGGUAGCAAUACCAGAACCACCAGAUGAGAGAGUAGUGAGGAAAGUCCAGUGCCUUCGGGGCUAUGCUUGCAAUAAAAGAAUUUCCUUGAAAGUCAGUCUGCAGAAGCCAGAC
Mustela erminea (ermine) is the source of this 2319-nucleotide messenger RNA. It is a transcript of the gene NCK2, whose product is annotated as NCK adaptor protein 2. The transcript is spliced from 6 exons. Gene Ontology annotation, molecular function: protein binding. The record is from RefSeq and is a predicted model, not a curated record. Gene Ontology annotation, biological process: positive regulation of translation in response to endoplasmic reticulum stress; positive regulation of endoplasmic reticulum stress-induced intrinsic apoptotic signaling pathway; negative regulation of PERK-mediated unfolded protein response. Lineage: Eukaryota; Metazoa; Chordata; Mammalia; Carnivora; Mustelidae. The coding region runs from base 524 to 1666 and encodes 380 amino acids.